Molecule: messenger RNA, 1026 nt
Organism: Gastrolobium bilobum
Lineage: Eukaryota; Viridiplantae; Streptophyta; Magnoliopsida; Fabales; Fabaceae
Product: WAT1-related protein At5g64700-like
Exons: 7
Coding region: 1-1026 (341 amino acids)
Cellular component (GO): plasma membrane
Molecular function (GO): transmembrane transporter activity
Source: RefSeq, a predicted model, not a curated record
AUGAAAGGAAACAAGCCCUAUCUAGUUGUGAUUGUCAUACAAGCCAUAUACGCUGUCAUGUUUUUGCUCUCAAAAGCUGCAUUCAACCAUGGCAUGAACAAUUUCAUCUUUGUCUUCUACAGACAGGCAGUAGCAACCCUUUUUCUCAUCCCUUUCACACUCUUCUUUGAAUGGAAAGCUGCACCUCCUUUGCCUUUCGGGACAUUCUGCAAGAUUUUCUUCCUUUCAUUCUGUGGGAUUACUCUAAGCUUGGACAUAUAUGGUAUUGGUCUUGUUUACACCACUCCAACUUUGGCUGCUGCUACCACAAACUGCCUUCCAGUUAUCACUUUCUUCUUAGCUCUCCUACUCAGAAUUGAGAGUUUGAAAAUAAAGACACCCGCUGGGAUUGCUAAAUUGGUAGGUAUUGUGGCAUGCUUGGGUGGUGCAGCAACCCUUGCCUUUUAUAAAGGUCCAAAUUUCAAACUUCUAAGCCAUCAUCACCUUCUGGGAUACCAUAAAAGCCAACAACAACAAGGUCAUGCUUCAUCAUCUGGUACAUGGAUCAAGGGUUGCUUCUUACUGCUCCUGUCGAACACGUUUUGGGGGUUGUGGCUUGUGCUGCAGGCUUUUGUUAUAAAAGGUUACCCUUCAAAACUGCUCUUCACAACUCUUCAGUGUUUCUUAAGCUCAAUUCAGUCUUUGGUCGUUGCCUUGGCCAUAGAAAGGGACGUUGAGCAAUGGAAGUUGGGUUGGAAUGUCAGGCUCCUCGCUGUAGUAUACUGUGGAAUUAUGGUCACCGGGGUCACAUAUUACUUACAGACAUGGGUUAUAGAGAAGAAAGGACCUGUAUUUCUAGCCAUGUCAACGCCACUGGCUCUGAUUAUUACAAUCUUCUCCUCUGCAAUUGUCUUGGGCGAGAUAAUAAGUUUGGGAAGCCUUUUAGGUGGGUUCGUAUUGGUUCUAGGACUCUACAGCGUCCUGUGGGGAAAGAGUAGAGAACAAAUGUCGAAAGCUUCGCUAGACUUGGAGCAAGCAUCGGGUUAG